AUGUAUAAUUCAAUCAUCAUUUGGGUAAAAUUUGUUUUGUUGUUCGUGAAUACAUUGGGUUCAGAAAAUGAACUAAAAGCACCUCGUAUUAUUGAACAUCCAAUGGAUGUAACAGUUCCAAAGCAUGAUCCUGUAACAUUAAAUUGUAAAGUUGAAGGACAUCCAAAACCAGAAGUAAUUUGGUAUAAAAAUGGCGAAGUGUUGAAAGUUGAUCCGAAUUCACACAAAAUAUUAUUACCAGCUGGAGAAUUAUUUUUCCUAAGAGUAACCCAUUCAAAACGUGAGAGUGAUGGGGGUGUUUAUUGGUGUGAAGCUAAAAAUGAAUUUGGAGUUGCUAGAAGCCGUAAUGCUACGCUGCAAGUUGCAUUUUUAAGAGAUGAUUUUCGUUUAGAGCCUCAAAAUACUGCAAUUGCACAAGGGGAAACUGCGUUUAUGGAAUGUGGUCCACCACGCGGUUCUCCAGAACCUAUCAUAAUGUGGCGUAAAAAUGGUCAAUUAAUGAAUUUAAAUUCUUCAAAACGUAUACAAAUAGUUGAUGGUGGAAAUUUAGCAAUCCAAGAUGUUCGCCAAUCUGAUGAUGGGCGUUAUCAGUGUAUAGUUAAAAAUAUUGCUGGAAUUAGAGAAUCUUCGAUAGCAAUAUUAAAGGUUCAUAUUAAACCAUUCUUAAUUCAGGGCCCAAAAAGUCAAUCUGCAAUUGUUGGUAGCUCAGUAAUAUUUAGUUGCAGAGUUGGUGGUGAUCCAUUACCUGAUAUACUCUGGAGACGUUCAGCUACCGGGGGUAAUAUGCCAUUACGUAGAGUAACACUUCUUGAAGAUCGAAGUUUAAAAUUAGAAAAUGUGACACUUGAUGAUGUUGGAGAGUACAGUUGUGAAGCUGAAAAUGCAGUAGGUUCUGUAAUAACCACUGGAUCUUUAUUUGUAUUUUCACCACCAUCUGUCGCAAUUCGACCCAAAGCAGUGGCUGUUAACGUUGGAAAUAGUGCUUACUUUGAAUGUCAAAUAAAUGGGUUUCCAAGGCCAAGCACAUUUUGGUCAUUUGAGGGAAGCAGUUCCCUAUAUUUUCCAAAUUACGAAAACGAUAGCAUUAAGGUCACUCAAAACCCGGAGGGAAAAAUAUCUUUAUUAUUUAACAAAGUAAAAGCAUCAGAUACCGGAAAAGUUAUUGUCUGUAAUGGUGUCAAUAUUGUGAAAAGUGUCAGUAUCCGCACUGUUUUGUCGGUAAAUUCUUCAAGUGAUGUUCCUCCAGCAGUGAUAGUCCAAGGACCAUCUAACCAAACUUUACCAUUAAAAUCGUUUGCUUUAAUGUCAUGCUUAACAAUUGGAGCACCAGCACCCGAGAUAUCAUGGCUAAAAAAUGGUUCAAUAUUUUUGUAUAACAAUAGAACUGAAAUAACCGAAAAUGGAAGCUUAGUAAUAAACGAUUUAACAAAAUCGGAUGCUGGACUCUAUACUUGCGUUGCUGAAAAUGAGAAUGGGAAAUCUUAUUAUAGUGGUUAUUUAAGAGUAGAACUACCUACAGAUCCAAACAUAAAAUUUGUGAGAGCACCAAAAACUAAUUUGUUACCAUCACAGCCAGGAAAACCGCAAAUGAUAUCUAGAUCCUAUAACAAUGUUACUUUAACGUGGAGUGAAAGUACAAUGUUAAGUAACACAGAAAAAAUUUUGUAUUCAGUAGAAUAUUUCAGUAAAAAUCAGACAGAAGGAACUUGGUCUGUUAUUGAAGAAUAUAAUGAAAACAAUUUUUUUACCCAUAGUGGAUUAAAACCUGGUCUAAAUUAUUUUUAUUUAGUUCGUGCAAGAAACUCUUUCGGAUUUUCUUUACCCAGUCCGAUUUCCGAUUCAAUAUCAAUUGAAAGCUCAAAUUUAUACAACGAUGUGAAUUUAGGUGAAGUUAGAGCUAACCUGUUAACUGAUGAUAUGAUAUUCUUAACAAACGCGUCUUCACCAGAUUCAAAUACUAUGAAAUUAAAUUGGAAAAUCAAUAACAGAAAUUACAUAGAAGGAUUUUAUAUAUAUGCUAGAGAAUUACCAGAUCAACUCGAAAAUUAUUUAAAUUCCUCCAUUCAAGAGACCAUUAAUAUUGCUAAUAAUAAUUCCUAUAAAAUGUUGACCUUAUUAAAUGCCGGUGUUGCGUCAUCAUGUGCUUUUACGGGACUUAAAAAAUACACAAAUUAUGAAUUUUUCAUUAUACCAUUUUAUAAAAAUUUUGAAGGAAUUCCCUCAAAUUCAAUAGUUGAGAGAACUUUAGAAGAUAUUCCCAGUGAACCACCAUACGAAUUGGAAGCACUUCUUUUAAAUACUUCUGCCGUAUUUUUAAAAUGGAAACCACCAAAUUUACAAUCACAAAAUGGGCUUUUAUUGUAUUAUAAUAUAAUCGUACGGGGAGUGGAUUUCUAUUUGAAUAUAUCGAAAAUACUUACUAAUGUGACAAUUAAUGCCAAAUCACCAACUUUAGUAUUAGCAAAUUUAACCGAAGGGGUAACGUAUACCGUUAGUAUAGCAGCAGGCAAUAAAGCAGGUAUUGGACCAUACAGUUUUCCCGCCGAAUUGCGUUUAGAUCCUGUAACAAAAACCUUAAAAUCUUUAACAACACAAAGAUAUCCUGUAGACCACAACCAUAUGAAUGAUAUCUUAACGCAACCAUGGUUUAUCGCACUAUUAGGUGUUAUUUUAGCAACAAUGGUAAUGUCAUUUGGUGCAAUGGUAUUUGCUAAACGAAAACACAUGAUAAUAAAGAGAUCAACUUUAAGAUCUUUACCAGGCGCACAUCCAAACAGCGUCAUGAAGAUGGCAAAUAUUUCUGAUCCCAUAAACGGAUAUAUGUUUCCUCCGUCAGGUGAUGGACCAUGGCAUGCCCAAAUGUUAACAACAGAAAUUCACAAAGGUGCUACAAUUAAUCAAUAUUAUUCACCAAGUAUAGGUGCCACAAUGCCUGCUGAAUUUUUAAAAUCGCGUUAUAUAUGUGAUCCAUCAAAUGUAAAUGCUGAAUAUGCUGAAGUCACUUUAUGUAAUUCCGCAAAUUAUGUAGGCAAUCAAAGUUUAAAUAACGUAGCACCAUACGCUACAUCAUCAUUUCAUUCAAAUCAAAAUUCUGUUAAUAAUAUUUACCAAACUGUAGGCGAUAGUUCACGUUUUUGUGACGAAAAAUCAAACUACAUGGAAAAUUAUGUAUAUCCAACUGAGAAAUUUCGAAUUACCGAAAAUAAAAUGAAUAAUAUUGAACAUAGUUUUAAGCCAAUAACAUCUUUUAACUCAUUGGGCAGUAGCUUAUCUAGUCAUCAUCAACAAUUAAAACAUCACCAACAAUUACAAAAUAAACCACAUUCAUAUAAUACAAGUUCUUUAAGGCAAACAUCAUCAGUUGCUGGAAAUAGUGGUAAAUUUCGUAAAAAGGAACUAAAUAUAAAUAGCGAACAACAACAGCAACAGCAACAAUCACAGGACAAUGCUCAAAAUGAACAGCUACAAUCAGGUCAUUCUGAAAAUAUUUUAGACAGCAACUCAUAUUUUGUAAAAUUAAGUCACAAUUCUGUAAAUACUACGUCACAACCAUCGUCAAAUCAUCACACAUAUUCAAAUAAAUCAAUAAAAGGUAAUCAAAAAGAUGUUACUGCACAACCAAUGCUUUAUAGAAAAAAAUAUAAUAGUAAUAAUAAACAACGAGAAAAUAAUACAAUGGAUGAUUCAAUAAGUGAUGAAUACUCAGAUAAAGAUCCAGAUAGAACAAAUAAAUCAGCCAAACAAUGCCAGUUGUAA
Messenger RNA from Condylostylus longicornis, 3756 nucleotides. RefSeq names its product roundabout homolog 2-like. NCBI's taxonomy places the organism in Eukaryota, Metazoa, Arthropoda, Insecta, Diptera, Dolichopodidae. Gene Ontology annotation, biological process: axon guidance; dendrite self-avoidance; homophilic cell-cell adhesion. The record is from RefSeq and is a predicted model, not a curated record. Bases 1 to 3756 code for a protein of 1251 amino acids. Gene Ontology annotation, molecular function: cell-cell adhesion mediator activity. The transcript has a single exon. Gene Ontology annotation, cellular component: axon; plasma membrane.